Messenger RNA from Nipponia nippon (crested ibis), 1519 nucleotides. The record is from RefSeq and is a predicted model, not a curated record. Lineage: Eukaryota; Metazoa; Chordata; Aves; Pelecaniformes; Threskiornithidae.
AUGGAGCUCAGCCCCCGGGACUGUCCUGUCCCAAACCAUGGUACAAGUCCCAAACCUGUCCCAAAUCAUGUAACAAGUGCUCCAGCUGAUGCAUCGGAGGCAGCGGCUUACCCGUGCUCCUGGGGGAAGUCCAGACCUCCCGCAGCCCCCUGCCAACAGCACUGCUCUGGGGGAGGAAACCGCCUCCUGCUCCGGCUGACCACCGCCGCCUCUCCGCACGCCUUUCCUGGCCUCCCUAUCUGGGCUUGCUCCCGCGAGCGAGGGCCCAGCAGCAGGCCCAGUGCAGUGAGACCCAGCCAGGUCCUCACCAGCCAGGGCAGGAGCAGCCGCUCUCCUCCCUUCGCAGGUCGCUUCUCGGACUCGCACGCCCUGUCGGAGCUGGUCUACUCUGCCUCCAACCUCCUAGUGCUAUUAAAUGAUUGGAUUCUCCGAAAGGAGCUGCAGCGGAGCCUGCCCGUGUCGCUGCCCCAGCAGAAGCUGCUGACCUGGCUGAGUGUGCUAGAAUGCGUGGAGGUCUUUGCAGAGAUGGGGACAGCCAGGGUGUGGGGGGAGAUGGGCCGGUGGACCAUCAUUGUCCUCAUCCAGCUGGCUAAAGCCAUCCUUCGUCUCCUGCUCCUGCUGUGGUACAAAGCUGGCAUCCAGACGUCUCCUCCCAUCGUGCCGCUGAACAGGGAGCAGCAGCAGCCUCUCCACCCCCAAGACGUGGAGGACAGCUCCUCAGGGAAGGAUCAGACCUAUGUUGGCAGGCGUUCCAGCCGUGUUGUGCGCUCUCUCCAGAGCACCCCAUCCCUGCAGUCCCGGCAUUGGGGGUCCCCCCAGCAGAGGGAGGAGUCGCAGAGCCGAAGAGCCGAGGAGAUGAACCAGCCUCCCACCCCUCUGGGUCUCCAAGAAACCAUCGCAGAAUCCAUCUACAUUACCCGCCCUCUGCUCCACCUAUUGAGUUUAGGAGUGUGGGGCCAGAGAUCGUGGAAACCCUGGCUCCUCUCGGCAGUCCUGGACAUCUCUAGUCUGAGCUUGCUGAGUGAUCUGAAAGACCUGAACAGGCGAGAGCGAGCAGAGCUGAGGCGACGAACCAUCCUACUGCUGUACUACCUGCUGAGAUCUCCUUUCUAUGACCGAUACUCAGAGGGCAGGAUCCUCCUCCUUCUGCGCUUGUUGGCUGAUUAUGUGCCUGGAGUUGGCUUUGUCACACGGCCACUGAUGGAUUACUUGCCUGCUUGGCAGAAAAUCUAUUUCUAUAACUGGGGCUGAUGAGAAGAUGAUUAUUCUCUGCUAAGAUCAUGGCUAGACAUUUCUAAGGAGGGCAAGCAGGCUGGGGGAGGGAUGUUGAUAAUGUCUAAUUUCCAGUUAAGCCAUCAAUGAGAAGCUCCUGUUCUGCAGGGUGGGGAGGGGGGUGUAUGUAACUUUUUUAACAGAUCUGUCUGUGAAUGAUGGACGCUACAUGCAUGGAGAGACCCUGGCCACCUAUUUCUCUGGACCGUGCUGUGGCUGCAGUGAUGGUGACGGGACAAUCUCUUUU